This is a messenger RNA of Caretta caretta (loggerhead turtle), 1696 nucleotides long. RefSeq names its product potassium channel tetramerization domain containing 6 (gene KCTD6). Gene Ontology annotation, biological process: protein homooligomerization. Gene Ontology annotation, molecular function: protein binding. NCBI's taxonomy places the organism in Eukaryota, Metazoa, Chordata, Testudines, Cheloniidae. The record is from RefSeq and is a predicted model, not a curated record.
GGCGGGGCCGCGCGGCAGGAACGCGGGGGUCGCGCUCGGUUGGCCCCGCGGCGGUCGCCGGCCUCUCCGCAGCCCGGGAGCCGCGAGCGCAGCCGGCCAGAAGGGAUCUCAUGCAAAUUCAAGGCACUAGGCAUUCACCCAUCAUUCCUGGAGUGGAGGCAGUCAUUUCCCUGGCUGUGGGGAAAUAGGAGGUGAAUUGUGUGUCCUCCUAGCAGCCUUCAAUUAAACUCAGACUGCCAUAGAUCAAACAACAGAACAGAUGGAUAAUGGAGACUGGGGAUAUAUGAUGACUGAUCCAGUCACAAUAAAUGUGGGUGGACACUUGUAUACAACAUCCCUCACCACUCUAACGAGAUAUCCCGAUUCAAUGCUUGGGGCCAUGUUCGGGGGAGACUUCCCCACUGCCAGGGACUCUCAGGGCAAUUACUUCAUUGACCGAGAUGGACCACUUUUCCGGUAUGUUCUUAACUUUUUAAGGACUUCAGAGUUGACUUUGCCACUGGACUUCAAGGAAUUUGACUUGCUUCGAAAAGAAGCAGAUUUUUAUCAAAUUGAACCCCUAAUCCAGUGUCUUAAUGACCCCAAGCCUUUGUAUCCUGUGGAUACCUUUGAGGAAGUAGUGGAGCUGUCCAGCACACGGAAACUUUCCAAAUACUCCAAUCCAGUGGCAGUAAUCAUAACUCAGUUAACCAUCACAACUAAGGUCCAUUCAUUACUGGAAGGCAUUUCAAACCACUUUACCAAGUGGAAUAAGCACAUGAUGGACACAAGAGACUGCCAAGUUUCCUUUACUUUUGGGCCAUGUGAUUACCACCAGGAAGUUUCCCUCAGAGUCCAUCUGAUGGAGUACAUUACAAAACAAGGUUUCUCUAUCAGAAAUACAAGAGUUCACCAUAUGAGCGAGCGGGCCAAUGAAAAUACAGUGGAGCACAACUGGACUUUCUGUAGACUGGCUCGGAAAACGGAUGACUGAUGUAUGACUCCACAGAUGUCAUUUCAGUGAUUACACACAACUUCCUGGAACAGCAUACCUGAGAGAAUCUGGUUUUGACUAAAGCAACAGCAUGGGCUUUUUUAUGAGACUAUUAAUAACCAUUAAGGACUGGAGAAGUUACAUGCUUUAGCAAAUCCGUUUUUUGUCUUGUCCAGAAAAAGAUAUGCAUGUGCCUGUUCACACCGUUAAGACACUUUUUUUUUUUUUUUUUUAAAGAGGGGGUCUUAAAUAUCAGUAUGGUAGGACAUUUUAUGUCAGCUUUUUCGACCUAAAGUGCUAACUUCACCUAUUUAAAUGGUCUCUAAUCCAUUUAAUGCUAAAACACUCAGAGUAAAGAACAAACAGGAUUUAAGAUGCAGAUGGGGGAAAGGCUAGCAUCAUGUAAACUAACCUAGUUUCUAAAUCAAUAAACAGUAUUGUAAUAUUUUAGGAAAACAAAUCCUACCCUUCUAAAGUACUUGUUAAGUAUGGCUUUUUACAGUUAUGACAACUGUUUUUCUAUGCAUAUAAAUCAAGCAACCAAAUAUCUGUAGCCAUGAAAAUGUGAUUAGAAAUAUUUAUACUGGAUUCUGAAUGCAAAAUAUCCCUGUGGUAGAAUUCAUACUUUUAAUGCCUGGUGCAAUAUUAUUCCCAAGUGUAAUGCCUGCCAGCAAGAAGCUAAUAAAAAUGUCAAAUAUCGAAAUAAAGCUUGUAUUUUUUGUC